Molecule: messenger RNA, 951 nt
Organism: Eimeria acervulina
Lineage: Eukaryota; Apicomplexa; Conoidasida; Eucoccidiorida; Eimeriidae
Product: microtubule-associated protein RP/EB family member 3, putative
Exons: 2
Coding region: 1-951 (316 amino acids)
Biological process (GO): regulation of microtubule polymerization or depolymerization; spindle assembly; protein localization to microtubule plus-end
Cellular component (GO): microtubule plus-end; microtubule organizing center; spindle midzone
Molecular function (GO): microtubule plus-end binding
Source: RefSeq, a predicted model, not a curated record
AUGAGCCUGAAUGGGGCAUCGCCUGCCCUUUGUUCGGGCGUCGGUGGGGGAGGCCGCGAUGCUGACCCGAGCAGCGUAGGGAUGAUGGAGGGGGCGUUCUUUGUGAGUCGAACGGAGCUUCUGGACUGGCUAAAUAAUACUCUCGGCCUCAGUCUUACACGCGUGGAGCAGUGCGCUUCAGGAUGCGUAUAUCUUCAGGCGCUGGACAAUCUGUUCGGGCCUAAGAGCCGAGUUCCAAUGAACAAAGUUAAGUGGGGCGCCAAACAUGAAUAUGAAUUCGUUCACAACUACAAAUUGUUGCAGGCUGCGUUUGACGCACACGAUGUGCACAAACACAUCGAGGUCAACCGCCUUGUCAAAGCCAAGUACCAAGACAACUUGGAGUUCCUCCAGUGGUUCAAGGCCUUCUGUGACCGCCAGGCAGCCCUCUACGCGACAGACGUCCCCUACGAUCCAGUUGAAAGAAGAAAACUAGGGAUUGGACCUUUUCCUGUUUGGGCCCCUGUUGGCGCUGACACGGGCGCUAAGAAGCCUUCUGCUGCAUAUGCCGCAUCCACAGCAGCAGGGAGGUCAGCAGCAGGAGCGCACUCGUCCUCUCGCUGCCGCGUGCAGCAGCAGCAGAAGCAGCAGCACGCAAGUGCUGGUGCAGGAGCAGAGGCUUCUAGCGGCGCUUUGGGCAAGAGGCUGCAUCAGCAGCAGGGGGGGCAGCAGCAGAGGGGUCUCGAGGACGCAGCAGCAGCAGCGGCCGCUGCAGCAGCUGUGGAGACACUGCAGGGGGAACUGCAGCAGGCUGUGUUGGAGCGGGACUUCUACUAUGGGAAGCUGCGCCGCAUUGAAAUAUUGUGCGGUGUGCAGGGGCAGACUUCUUUGAGUGUAGAGGCCGUCCAGGCCAUCUUGUACGCCAAAGACCAUCCGGAAGAACACCCAGAAGCAGCAGGAGGAAACCUCUGA